UACAACACUUAUGGUGUGACUUGCACUGAGGUUGAGGUUGACGUACUGACAGGAGAAAGACAAAUCUUGCGCACUGAUAUACUGAAUGACUGCGGAGAAAGGUAACAUUAAAAAAGACUUUCAAUUGCACUUCUCCAUAUUGUGGUGGACAGAUGCCUUUGAAUCACAAGGAUGUUCUUUGCGAGUCGAAAUUGUUUCCCGCAUUUAAAGUCAAAACUGGUCAAUUAAUGAGUCAGUGUUUGGGCCUAGAAAUAAAUGUUUGCUAAAUGGUCGUUAGUUUUGUAGAACGUUUUCAGUCAACAAAAAGGUUCUCACGGAACACCAACAUUGCCGCCAUUUCAUUGUUUUGGGACACUAACAUGGCGGAAGUGACGCCAUGUGAAAACACUAUGUUGAUGCAAAUACGUGGAACCUCUAUCAAAAGUGGUUGGUGUUAAACACGGCCUCUUUAAACUAAAAUGAUGUAAUGCUGUAAUGGUAUCCACAGCAAGAACCCUGUUCUGGACAUUGGUCAGGUGGAAGGUGCCUUCAUGAUGGGAGUUGGUCAGUGGCUGACAGAGAAAUUCAUCUACGAUCCUCAGACAGGGAGAAACUUAAGUAAUGGAACUUGGGUAAGUGUUUGCAAUAGAUGAAGCUCUGACUCGCUUCUUAAGCCUGUGGUGAUUCUUGUUGAACGUUUGUGUAAAAUUAACUUUUUAGACGACAUGGCAAAGGCACCAAAUAUCUUUAAAACUAUCGCAGUUGCUUUUUGUUGGUUGUGCCAAGAUCAAAGAGUUCAGUGGUGGCACAAGAGUUCAGUGCGACACAAGCAAAUAUCAGGGGUACGCUAUUACAUUAGGGCAAUCAAUCUAGGUGGGUUAUGAUAUCAUAUCUUUCAACCAAGUUGCACAGUGUAUCUCCAGUUAUUUGGACAACAGACCCCAAUCAACAGUGUUAAUAGUCGAUGAAGUUGAUGGAUAGAUUGGCCGGAAUAGAUUGACAGUGGAAAUACAAAGUACGAGGUUAAGGAAUGGCAAUCCAGUCUGAAAUUCAUGGUUUGCGAAACACGUUGAACGGUUUUUUUUUGCACGCUUCAUUUGAAUCUCAAGUUAUCCGCGCCCCCUCGCUUUCGUCUUCCUAUUGUUAUAGCUUAGCAGUUCAAUCAUCAGAGUAUUAUCCAAGAGGGCCGGUAUGAUUUUCACGCACGAGUUAGAAAAUCAUAAACUUCAUGAAGCCAAAAUAUUAACCAAAUGUCUUUUACUUGUAACUUAAUGCAGGUAUCUGCUAACCUUUAUGUUCCAAACUGCUAACCCAUGUAAGGAAAUCCAGGACAGUCUUGGAUUCCACGCUGUUCAGGAUCCUUGAUUUUCAGUUUUUGCUAGUGGAACUUGGAUUCCGGAUUCCUUGAGCUUUAUUUCGGACUGCAAGGCCCAGGAUUCCACAUUCCACUUGAAAAUUCUCCUGGAUUUGGGAUUCCAGAAUCCAGAUUCCCUUACAGGGAAGAAAAAUGGACUUUGGACUGAUUUUCUUUACUAUAAUAGGACUACAAGCCUCCAUGUUCAAAGGACAUUCCUAUUGACUUCAGAGUAUCACUACUGAAGAAUGCUCCAAAUCCACUUGGCAUCAUCAGAUCCAAGAGUAAGCAAAUCAACUUAUUAACUGCAUGCAAGGAAUGACCCUUGUCAUAAUUAUAAAAAAAUCCCAUUUUUAUUUUGUAAAAUUUCCAGAAUCCUAAAGGUUAAAUGCUGCAAUAUGAUCAAGUAAUUUUUUUAAAAGAUAAAAGUGUUGUAAAAUGUAUUUUACGUCUUACGUUUCAUCAGCUUCAGGGGAACCUGCACAAUGCAUGGCCUGCUCUUGUUUGUUUGCUGUAAAACACGCUGUGGAAGAAGCACGAGCCGAA
Molecule: messenger RNA, 1879 nt
Organism: Porites evermanni
Lineage: Eukaryota; Metazoa; Cnidaria; Anthozoa; Scleractinia; Poritidae
Source: the annotation of a GenBank genome assembly